Messenger RNA from Artibeus jamaicensis (Jamaican fruit-eating bat), 1415 nucleotides. It is a transcript of the gene DENR, whose product is annotated as density regulated re-initiation and release factor. Gene Ontology annotation, biological process: translation reinitiation; formation of translation preinitiation complex. NCBI's taxonomy places the organism in Eukaryota, Metazoa, Chordata, Mammalia, Chiroptera, Phyllostomidae. The transcript has 8 exons. Bases 570 to 1166 code for a protein of 198 amino acids. The record is from RefSeq and is a predicted model, not a curated record. Gene Ontology annotation, molecular function: mRNA binding; translation initiation factor activity.
GAAAGCCGAGGUGUAGCUCGGCGGAAGGGGGCCGGGCGUCUCCACAUCCCCGCCCACAUGGGCCCCCGCAGGUGCCCCCGGGGUUGCCCCUUCGCUUCAGAUCUCCGCUCUCACACCGGGGCCGCCCUUGCCACACCAGUGCCGCGACUUUCUGCCCCUUCCCGACUCUCCUGCCCCAGUUUCCCUCUGGAGUCUCUGGACUCCCCACCCCCUCCCGCUCCCAUCCCCUUUCCUGGACCCUGCCCUCCGGGCAUCUCCGGCGGCCCACCCCUUCUUCAUAGGUUCUUUUCUUCCACCUGCGGUGUGGCUUGUCUCUCUUGCUGCCCUGUGCACCCCUUCCACACCACCCCAGACCUCUUGCCCUGUCUCCGCCGAAGUUGUCCUCGCAUCCUUUCCCCCCCAUUAUAGUUCCUCUUUUACUAACGCCCCCUCCCCGGCCCCAUUCACUUGCUUCCCUGUAGACCUGAUACAGCAGGGCGUGGCCGGAAUUGCUCCUGUUUGGCGAAUUCUCCUGGCGGCUGGUAUUCCUCACUAGGCCACAGAGAUGAAGCAGAUUUGGGGUGCGUGAGAUGGCUGCUGACAUUUCUGAGGCCGGCGGGCAGGACUGCAGAGGCGACCCCAGGGGCAAUCCCAAAUCCGACGCAGAUUACCCCCUGCGAGUCCUUUACUGCGGAGUGUGUUCAUUACCAACAGAGUACUGUGAAUAUAUGCCCGAUGUUGCUAAGUGUAGACAGUGGUUAGAGAAGAAUUUUCCGAAUGAGUUUGCAAAACUUACUGUAGAAAACUCACCCAAACAAGAAGCUGGAAUUACUGAAGGUCAAGGGACGGUGGGGGAAGAGGAAGAGAAGAAGAAACAAAAGAGAGGUGGAAGGGGUCAAAUAAAACAAAAAAAGAAGACCGUGCCACAGAAGGUCACGAUAGCCAAAAUUCCCAGAGCGAAGAAGAAAUACGUGACGAGGGUGUGUGGCCUUGCAACUUUUGAAAUUGAUCUUAAAGAAGCACAAAGAUUUUUUGCUCAGAAAUUCUCCUGUGGUGCCUCAGUGACAGGGGAGGACGAGAUCAUCAUUCAGGGAGAUUUUACGGACGACAUCAUCGAUGUCAUUCAGGAGAAGUGGCCAGAGGUGGAUGACGAUAGCAUCGAAGAUCUGGGAGAAGUGAAGAAGUGAUUUCGAAACUUUGUCUGUAUUUAAUGGUCUGAACUGAGAGUCAAUAUAGCCAAAGGGGGAGAGGCCUUUUGAAAAAAAUAUAUAUUUAUCCUACAGUCAAACUGUAGACUCCUCUCGCCCUUGGCAUUUUCACUGUUCUGUACAAGGCUGCUUGUUUUUUUUAUUGCCAAAGUCUAAUAAACAGGGGAGACUGUCAUGCUGAUGCAUGAAAUAGAAUUUAGUCAAAUAAAAACUUUUGGUCACUUGGUA